This is a messenger RNA of Rhododendron vialii, 2978 nucleotides long. RefSeq lists its product as uncharacterized. Bases 1464 to 1805 code for a protein of 113 amino acids. The record is from RefSeq and is a predicted model, not a curated record. The transcript is spliced from 3 exons. Lineage: Eukaryota; Viridiplantae; Streptophyta; Magnoliopsida; Ericales; Ericaceae.
CUAAAGCUCAGCUCAUUUGCACAAAAAGUCUAGAAACGAGUGAGCGAAAUUGAUCUAAAAACUCUUGUUUGCUAAUGUAACUGUGUAUCACGACAUAGUGCAUAGAAUUCUCGCCAAUGCAGACACUUUUACUCUGUAAGCAUACGUAUGUUAGCAACAUAAGUGAAGACAUCCUUCUACUUUAGGAGUAUUUUCUUCAAGCUCUUGGAGGACAGACCAUCGGCAAAAUCAUUUCCUCUUGGCUAGGAAGCACAUACUCUAUACUGCUUUUUGCUUCAAGUUUUUGCAGUAAACAUGCAUACUUAAAGUUUGGUAAUGCAGUUAGGAACAUAUGAUCGAUCUUGCUGGUCCUGACUCCUGACCUUAGUAUCUACACCUACAGGAGUAUAGGACUACUGUAGUCACCCGUCGUGUGCACAAUGAAUAAAUGCAAUAUCGGAAAGACAAGAAUAAAAAAUCAUUUCUGUCUUGAUCAUCUAUUUCAUGUAUGGAGUGUAACCUUUUAUCUUUCUGGAAUGCACAGGCUUUCUACCAGAAGAUUGGAUAAGUUCUUCAUCGUGUACCCAUCGUUUACCCCAACAGUCAUCUUGUUUAUAGCUGGAACCGUUGCUUGUGGAGUUCCCAAGUACCUGCAAAAUGAAAAACUUAAAAGCCAAAAGUGAUUGUCACGAAUUUUGCUGGUUUGCAAGAACUCAUCUGCUGUAAAUUACUACGGAACUCUGGAUUAGUUUACUAACAGCUGUACCUUUUCAUGUUAGUACUUUUGUUCUGUAGAGGGAAGGCCUGCAAUUGCUUGAAGAUAUUAAAUAAGAAUUUGGCAGAAGAUUUUCAGCACACUUAGUGCUUUGUGAAUAGAAGGGUCCUUCUAAGAAGUUGUAUGUUUGGAGUCUUUGGACCAAAGUUCUUAAGUUCUGUACUUGCAUUAAGUAGUCAGUGCUCAUUAAAAGGUGCUAUAUGUCUGUAUCUGUCUGUGAUCAGAGUGGUAAAAUUUGUUUCUUUAUCGUAUGGUUUAAAAAUUUGCUUUUAGUUAGAAGUGUUUGUUCAUACUCAAUGUUAUGUGCUUAGUUUUAUCUUAUUUAAGCUUCAUGAGGAACAAGAAAUUCAGGAGGCCAAUUUUUACAUUUUAAAUAACGAUACAUGUGUGUCCUUAAAUAUUUUAAGCAUGGUUUUACCAGUCAUUUCACAGGGCAGGUGCGGAAUGAUCAUCAUCAUCUUAAGAGCCAUGGAAUUUGUGUCUCGUAAGUUUUACUGAGACUAGGAAUUUCUGCUUAUAGUUUGUGCAGUAAAAUGUGAUCCAUCUCAAAUGUCCUUUUAUCUUUUCUACACUAUCUAAUGUGCAUGGUUCUCCGCGAAUAUGAUAUGCAGCAAAGCCAUGGGGUUAUAUCUAUAUGUUGGGAACCUGAUGAAUAGACAAUUGAGCGGGAAGAUUGAAACUUUGUUUUGCUACUGGUAAUGUGGAUUAAAUGUUUUGUCCUGCAGCACAGUCCACAGUUUUAGAAGAUGGACCGUUCAAUAACUAUUCUUUCUGCCUCGUUGGGAAGGCAGUUGUGGCCACGAAGCCAAUCGCCGCGCCCGUCACAUACGAGAUUGGGCCUCGGCUAAAAAAUCUGGUGGAACGGCCCAGCCCAAAAAAGGAAGAAGGAGCCUGCGGAUGUACGCAAAGCCAUCUUCAUUGCACUAGCAGUUUUCUUCCUGUCUCUGUGAUUUACAUUUAUUUGCACAAUGCACCUUUCUCUGCAAACUGCAUUCAGUAUUUUCUGGUGAGACUGAUAGCAUAUUUAGUGGAGUACCUAUAUUUGCCAUAGUAAAAGGGUGUCAGUCUGCCAUUUAUUUCAUUCUACAGAACUGAUGGACUUAUUGUGCAACUUUAGACACUCUUCGGACGGAGAUCGCCCGAUUGAGGUUACCACCAGUCCUUCUAUAAUGGCCUUUACAGUUUUACAACUUUCACUGAUCCAGCAAUGAUAGGUGUACCAGUUUUGUUCAUCUGAACACUUUUUUUGCAGUAUUGCAGAUUUUUUAUGAGGAUACAGUUAUAACUCUUACAUUCUAUAAAGAAAGGGAAAAAAAUGAAUGCUGCUACACAUACCGAUGGGAGCCACCGACGGUGGAAAAUCAGCUCUAUCCGAUAUGUGUAGGUGCUCGAUCCAAUCUUCCAUUUUUUCAUUCGGAUUCGUGAAAAAAAUGGAAGAGUGGAUCGAGCACCUACAUAUAUCGGAUGAAGCUGAUUUUUCAUCAGCCCACUCGGGUUUUUUUUUAAAAAAUUAUUGAACAGCUCGAAUCAUCCGUCCAGGACCCGGAGUGGGCCCCACGUGGCCAUCGGUGGCUUUAGACUUUUCGGAAAAAAAAUACUAGGUACUCUCCAAUCAAAUUGUUGCCAUUAAGAACUUCAUAUUCUUUUAGAACCCAUUUUAGCUUAGUCAAAGAUGUUUGAGUCAAUAGUAGGUGGAUACGUGGGCAUCUAAUUUCUGCCAACUCUUUUCAAUUCAAAUCUAUGUUGCAACUUUUGGCAUGCAUUUGUUACGGGGUCCCAAUUAGUUUAUUGCGUUCCACUCGUGCAUAUAUCCACCAGAUAUGUUAUUAGAGCAUCUGUAGCGGAAGAAGCAAAAGUUUUUAUCGAAAUAUUUAUUUUCCUCGCGUAUGUGGCAAGUAGAACUAGUGCACACUCCGAUGAGAUCUUCGAUUCUGAUUCUUUAACUCUUUCUUUUUUUGGAUUUGAAAAGUUCCACUUCGUUAAGGAUUAAUUGAAUUCUUCAUCAUUAUUUUCAAAAGCUUUUGUUGAUGUGGUAAUUUGAAGAGUUUGAACUUUGAAGAGAAAGAGAGCUAAAACUAAUAUAGUUUAGAACUUUUCAAUGACAUGGUUCUUGAAAUUUGGUGUGAAUUCUCAUUUUGUUACUUCCCUCAGACAUGUUCUCGUAGUUGCUACAGAGCUAGUGUUCGAAUCUUGGAUUUGCAGAAGAGAUAGGGAAAGGAAAUGA